Messenger RNA from Zerene cesonia (dogface butterfly), 1344 nucleotides. RefSeq lists its product as uncharacterized. The record is from RefSeq and is a predicted model, not a curated record. Bases 149 to 1255 code for a protein of 368 amino acids. Gene Ontology annotation, cellular component: cytoplasm. The transcript has 7 exons. Gene Ontology annotation, biological process: neurotrophin TRK receptor signaling pathway; negative regulation of protein kinase activity; negative regulation of TOR signaling. NCBI's taxonomy places the organism in Eukaryota, Metazoa, Arthropoda, Insecta, Lepidoptera, Pieridae.
GAAUAAUAUUGAACAUGUGUGUAUAGAUUGAAACAUAAAUACAAACGCGUUUAGCCUCUAUUGAACUACUUUGUACAUAGUACAUUUACUCCAUUUGUGUGUCUUUUUAUAUAAAUUUAACUAAAUCAAAGAUUAUUUACAAACUACAAUGGCUCUCUGUGCUUGCAAAUGUUUAAAUGUUAUAUUACAAUGUGAUAAAAUGGAAGAAAUCAUUGAUAUCGAAAGACUGGAGUUAUCACCGACGGAACAAAGAGACAUUUUUUUCAGUGAGAAAUUGAUAUCCUGCCCAUUAAGUUCACUGAGGAAUACUGUUGUGCAAUCAGCACUUGUCGGAGAUCGUGUUGUGGGACGAUGGACUCUAGAGUCAUGUUUGGCUUGCGGGCAAACAACUUUUGCAAAAUUGCAAGAAAAAGAUUUGGCACUUGUGAAUAAAUCUAUACAGACUACACAAGAAAACAUUAUUAACCUUAAAAAAGCAACAAACUACUCUCCAGUCUUUAACCUGCUUGUACCCGAUUUAUCAAAUGAUGCUGACAUGAAAGAAAAUAUAGAUACUAAUAAUCAUGUUAUAAGUACAAAGAAUAAUUUAUCGUCGAUGGCAGUAAUUGGUUUAAGGAAACAGUUAAAUCAGAACCUGCAGUCACAACUAGAAGCAAUAGAAGAAGCUGUGAGACAGUAUAAGGAACAGAAAUAUGCAGAGUAUGAAGCUUAUAGAGAGAGAGCUCAAAGAGAUCAUAAAAUUUUAUCUAGUAUUAUAAGCAAAACAAGAAACAAUGCAGAUAAUGAAGGUUGGAUGAACAAUAAUAGUGUGGACAAUGGCCCACCAUCUCCCCUCGCCCCACCUCUGCAGAGACGAAGACUGUCCUCCCUUAAAGAUGCUAAGAAGUUUACACACAAUGUUGAAAAGACAAAUGCACAGAUUCCUCAUGAGGAGGAUUCCUUGGAUGCAGAAGAUAUCUUCGACUUAGAGGGCAUGGAUUCUCGAAACAUGGCCUCUGAUUUUGACGACUAUGAUUCCGAUCCGGAGGGCAGCAACGACGAGGGCAUCCACAUAGCGCGCGGGCGCGGCGCGCCGGCCGACAUCGCGCGCUCGCUGCCCGUCAGCGUGCCCGUGUACCCGCACCACGCGUCGCACGCCGAUGUGGACGACUUCGAGGAGACCCAAGACAUAGCGGCGAGCAUCAAGGCGCUGGCGCGCUCGGUGCACGGCGACGUGUUCGAGCUGCCGCGGCCCCGCUUCUCCACGCAGAUCUAGCGCGCCCGCGCCCUCGCCCGCGCCCGCGCCCGCGCCCGCGCCCGCGCCCGCGCCCGCGCCCGCGCCCGCGCCCGCGCCCGCGCCCGCGC